AUGAAAAUGAAUCUCUCAUUAGCAGACAAACGUAUCGAGCAUGCCAUUGAACAAACGAAUCGAAUCUUCCCAUUCGUUGUCUUACCAUUAGCAACAAUUGGCAAUACACUUUGCUUUUUGGUCUUCUGUCGGGCCAAAUUUCAAAAGCGUUUAACACGCACAUCUUCAAUUUGUUUACGACUUUCAUGUGUCAAUGAUCUGAUCUUACUAUAUCUAUUUUCGAUCGACGUCAUCUUGAAACUCUAUAUGAAACCAUCCAUGCGAAUUUACACCUCACCUGCCACGUGUCGUCUGUAUAAAUUCAUUCGUUAUUCAUUUUUGGACAUGUCGGCUUACAUUCAAUUGAGUUUAACAACUGAUCGGUUUAUUUGCUGCGUGCACCAUACAUAUUAUUCACAUUGGCGAAAGAAAUAUUAUCUAUAUUAUUUACUGUUGAUUGCUUAUGCUUGCAUUUUGCUGAAGAAUUCUUCAUUCUUAUCUCCACUAUAUGGUUUCACUGUUGUUAAUAAGAAUCGAACAGUUACCAAAUGUUCAGUUAAACUUUCAGCAAAGAAUUUCGCUAUCUAUAUGGCUUACGGUCAAUCAUUAAUCGAUGUUGUGUUUAUCACAUUUAUUCCAUUUUUUCUUAUUCUCUAUUUCAACUCUCGAAUUUUACGAGAAGUUCUAUACAUUCGCACACAAUGUUGGAGUACACUGACACGCUUGAUGCAUUUAACUCCUGCCGAACAAAAAGAACCCACUCGAAAUCCAAUCAUCGUUUCGAGCUGCAGCCAUGCUCGACGUCGACGUCGCCUUCAUCUUACAUUUGCACUUGGUUGUAUCUCAUUCGUUUUCGUACUCAGUACAGCUCCAUACAAAAUCUUCAAGAUCGUCGAAAGACACGAUAAACUCCAACGUGAUAAACUCAAAUACGGAACGUCAAAAUCUAUAAAUAUUCAGUUAGCUGAGAUUAUCAUUGAUUCCCUUGAGUAUCUAUCAUGUUCGACACCGUUUUUUGUCUGUCUAACAACAUCAAGCAAAUCUACUGGUCAAGUACUAGUAAACGACAGAAAUAUCAGUUGUUUUUCAUCCAGCAAUAAUACAGCAGUACGCCUUUUCUGUUCAAAUGCUCUUGCUGUUCAAGAUCUAUCGUUUGAUCAUUUACAACAAAACUUAGAUAAUACCAUUGAAUAUAUUGAGAUAGCGGGACUAGGAGAAGGUUCUACUGGACCAUUAACUGCUAUUCCAGUCAGUGCUUGUCGUUUCAAGCAACUCAAAUUCUUACGCUUAUCGAAUAAUCAAAUAACAAAUCCAAUGCCUGCUCCUCUACCUUCAUGUUUUGCUCGUUUGGAAAGACUCGAUCUAAAUGGUAAUUAUCUCCGUGAAGUUCCCGUUGCAUGGACUUCUCAAAUGCAUAAUCUGAAAAUGUUUUCGAACAUCUCCAAUGUAGAUUUUAUCGAUUUGUCUGAGAACUUACUAACCAGUGUUGAACUGUGGCUAUUACAAAUAAAAAAAUUAAUAGACUAUUCAGCCAAUCCGAUAACUCGUUUCACUAAUUAUCAUAAUUAUAGUCUGGCAAAUUAUCAAUCGAGUAUAACUCAACAAAUAGUUAUUUAUACUACACAAACGUUCCUUGAUUUCGAUGACGGUAUACUAGAAAUGUACAAUCGUUGUGAAGAAACUGAUGAGACAUAUCCACAGAUAAUAAUGGAAGCAGUCAAAAAGAUUCAUGAUACUAAUCCUGGAUUACUCAAUUGGAAUUGUUCAUGCAAAUUUUACCAUUUACGAAAGUAUCUUAUGGCAAAAGAAAAUAAUCACGCAUUUGCCCACUGGGCAUGCCCGAAUGAAAACGAUCUAUCAUACGAUGAAAAGUGUAAUUGUCAAUCAUCAUUUGUUAGUGGCAGUAACACUCCUAGUUUCUGUAAGAUUCAAGAUUGGACUGCAAACAAAUGCGGAGCGAAUAGUUUGGAAAAUUGUACUGAUUUACAGGCUCUCUGUUCCACAAUGUACAGCGAACUAAUGACGAUUCCUGUGAAUAACAUGAUCAGAGUAUCGAAGUUUGUAGAUAUACUCCAAAAGUUUUAUCAGAAGCUUGACGACCUGCUCACUUUUCAAUCGGUCACAUUACCAAUUCGAGCUGAUUUACAAAAUCUAACAACAGUAAUCGAAAAUCUCUUAGAAUCCAUCGGAACUACAAUUAAUAUCACUUCGAAUUCAAUCGCUAUCCUAAGUGUAAGGAAAGGAAGCUCAAUCUAUUCUUUCUGUCAAUCAGAAGAAGCAAAUUCUACCUUCAGCUAUCUAACUGACAUCAAUCAAACGAAUAUAACAGCAAGUAUAACUAUCGACCAACUCUCCAUCGAUAGCUUAUUUCCUACUGAUAUCUAUACAUUCUAUUUUCUUCCAUCUUUACUCUUUCAACAUGCACAAAAUAAUCAACGGAAGAUCAUCGUUUCACCCAUCGUGGGUGUUCAUCUUCCGAAACGAAUAUCUCAGCUUAUUACCAUGUCAUUCACUGAUAAAGUUCGUUCAUUUGGUUCAUAUUCUUGUGAAUUUUGGCAAGCAGGUGAUUGGAAUUCUACUGACUGUUUCUAUCGGAGAGAUACCAAAUCUAAUCGUCAUUUUUGUCAAUGUAAUCAUACGACAUCAUUCGCACUAUUAUUUACUCCUGACAAAUCUAUUCCACAGGCAUACAUACCUUCAAUAACAAUAGCUCUGCUGUCUAUUGUUUGCUUUUUUGUUUCAAUUAUUCUUUCACUUUACCAUCAGUCAAAAUCCAUUCGUUACUUAUCUAUAGGAAAUAUUUUCAAUCUGAUCAGUUCGAUUACUCUAUUUUCGUUGUUUACUGUCCUUCUAAUUCGCGGUUAUCAAUCAUCAAAAGCACAAUCGAAUAUCGACAUAGAAGUAUGCUCAAAAGCUGAACAGAAUCUUUCAAUAAGUAUCUAUUUUUUCCUCAUAUUAUCAUUCGUUAGUAAAACAUUCCUUGGUAUUUGUUAUUUCUUCACGAUAUUCUUUCAUUUUAUCUUCAUCCAAUACACUACAUUGUCGAAUAAAUGGCUUUAUGUAAGUCUUCUUCUUGCCAUUCUUAUUGCUCUUAUUCCGACUAUUAUUAUUCGCGUUAUUCUCAAUCAAUGGUCAAAGUUAUUCGUUCACUAUGAUGGUAUUUGUUGGUUGAAUACCUCGGUAAUUUUUCGUUUUGUUUCGAUUCCAAUUCUGAUAUUCAUCUCGUUAAAUCUAUUGAUUAUUUUCGCCAUCUCAACUCGACUAUUUCAAUUUGUUCUCGGCCGAAAAAAGGCACCAACAAGUGAAAAGCGCGUGAAUAUUUCAUUGUUGAUAUGGGUGUCAUUGUGCAUUUCAUUGGGUAUCGCUUGGAUAGUUGGACCGUUUCUAGAAAUUACCAGUAGUGAAAGCAACCGAUCGGCCAGAACGGUUAUACAAUGGAUAUUUGCGAUUUUUAUUGGCUUGGAAGGUGUGUGGGUGUUGAUCAUCAACAUCAUAUUUUAUUUCAAUCAGACGGGAAAUGUGAAAAAGCGACCAAAGAAUAUGAACAAAAGUCAUAAAUCUGAUUUUUAA
Messenger RNA from Adineta ricciae, 3549 nucleotides. The record is from the annotation of a GenBank genome assembly. NCBI's taxonomy places the organism in Eukaryota, Metazoa, Rotifera, Eurotatoria, Adinetida, Adinetidae.